Messenger RNA from Brienomyrus brachyistius, 3535 nucleotides. RefSeq names its product chromobox homolog 6b (gene cbx6b). Lineage: Eukaryota; Metazoa; Chordata; Actinopteri; Osteoglossiformes; Mormyridae. The coding region runs from base 133 to 3399 and encodes 1088 amino acids. The transcript is spliced from 10 exons. The record is from RefSeq and is a predicted model, not a curated record.
UCUCAACUCUCUGGGUUGUCUCACGUGACAGCUCGCGCUGCCUCACAAGCCGCUGCAGCCGCACGAGCCGUGCUAGGGGGGCUUUGCUGGGCGCCGUCGUCGCUCGUAUAUUCGCCUCUUUUGCAGUGGAAGAUGGAGCUCUCCGCGGUCGGGGACCGAGUGUUCGCGGCGGAGUCCAUCAUCAAACGUCGCGUCCGGAAGGGUCGUAUUGAGUAUCUGGUUAAAUGGAAAGGAUGGGCGAUCAAAUAUAGUACAUGGGAGCCAGAAGAGAAUAUUUUGGACGGACGCCUUAUUUCGGCUUUUGAACAGAAAGAGAGAGAGAGGGAACUUUACGGGCCAAAGAAAAGGGGACCCAAACCCAAAACCUUCCUUCUCAAGGCAAGAGCCCAAGCAGCUGACACUUCAACACAAGUCUCUGACAUCCAGCAGUACCACUCACCAGCCUCUUCCACCUCCAGGCCUACUUCAUCUUCUGCCUCCCCCGCAUCCUCCUUGCACUCCCCUUACCCUCCUUCGUCCUCGUCCUCGUCCUCCUCCUCGGCCCCCACCGCCAAACUCCAGUCAGGUGCUGCCCACCACAAACUGAAGAAAGAUAUUCGUCGCUGCCAUCGCAUGUCUCGGCGUCCCCUGCCUCGCCCCGACCCUCUGGCCCCGCCUCCAGGCUCCUCCUCCUCCAGCUUGGCCUUUCCCUCCCGCCCGCCUGUCUCCCCGUUCUCGGAGACCGUUCGUAUCCUGAACCGCAAGGUAAAGCCCCGUGAAGCCAAACGAGGCAGGAUCAUCCUAAACCUGAAGGUGAUUGACAAGGCAGGUGGUGGCAGGAGAGCACCUUCGAUGGCCCACCAACAAGGGAUGCACCACUCCCAACCAGGACGGCCCAAAAUUCCCUCCCGGAACCGCAUUAUAGGGAAGAGCAAGAGGUUUACCGAAGUGCCUUAUAGAGGUCUGCAGCCCCCACUGAAAAUGACAGGGUUCCCCAUGUACACAAAGCCUUUUGGUGUCCAGCAACCCAUUAGUCAGUCUCAAAGCAGUACUGGUAGUAGUGAAAAUACAGGAGGGAAAGGUCCUGGGGAAGGUGCUCCUCCCAUUCCUGGCUCUGCUCUGUUAAAUCCAGAUGAUGUAAUGCCAGAGCCUCAGACUUUGCCGCGCUAUCAGCCCUCUCCCUCACCAUCGACCUCCAGUGGCUCUGACAGUGGUACCACCUCCCCGCCUCACAUUCAGCCGACCCCUCUACAAGCCCCCGAACCCGCCUCUGCCGCUUCGCCAUCCCCACCCAGCCUCAGCCCCGAGCCCCUGGAGUCAAAGCAAGACGCGCCCCGCAACCCUCCAUCUUUUCUCCCAUCUCCUUCGUCCAUCUUUCUCUCCUCGUUGUCCUCCUCAUCCUCUACCUCGACUUCAGAGGAUGAAGAGGUCCUGGAUCUGUCUGUGCCCCAUGAAGACAAGAGGAACGCCCGACGUCGUCAUCACCUGCGUCGACUUCAAGGCAAGUCAGCCUCUGCCAUUUCCAUCCCUCUGACCCCCAAGAGCUUGGGCAUUGGGCCACCGCUUCUCUCCCCCGAGCAGACAAGGACACUGUCGGAAGGCAACCCUGACUGGCACCCUGAAAUGGCCCCUCGCGCCAACGUGGUUGUGACGGACGUAACCACAAACCUGCUCACUGUCACCAUCAAGGAGUUCUGCCAUCCGCCUGAAUUUGAGAAGCCUGAGCCACCAUCCCCCUCAUCAUCCUCUGUCAGCGUUCAAGUAGUGACCCCUUCACCAGCAGCCUCUGCGACCUGCCAGUCUAAACUACCGACCGCGGAUUCCGCCACCCUGAAGUUCCUCGUUGUCAUUCUGGCCGCGGGGAUGCUGGCCUUCCUCGGCGCGGUCAUCUGCAUUAUUGCCGCGGUCCAUCCCGGAUUUAUUUCCGCCGUCCCCCAGGCGUUUUCGGACAACGAGUCGCUGUCCCAUGACUCGGUUCUGGAGACCCUUCCGGAGGGAUCCGUGGUCCAGGCUGGACCGCUGGGUGCUCUCCACGGUGCUGAAACGACAGAUGGGAUAGGGGCUUCCGUUAGUAAUUCGGACAGAGCUGGUUCAGGAGGAAGACAGCAGGUUACUUUCAGCCGCCUCAUAUGCACCCCCGUCCCUGCCGGCGAAUGCAACCCAAAGACCUUCCUAAAGCAGAGUGCCAGUCCGCCGCUGCACUCAGACGAAGACUGGAGUUAUCUGAGCACCACGGCCAAGCAGCUCCAGGAGACCAUCCUGCAGCAGAAGGACCAGAUACUUUCAGAUCAGCAGACCAUACAGGAGCUUACGGGGAAGCUGUCCGAGUGCGAGAUCGGACUGGGCGAGCGCAGCUAUCCGGGACGGAGCGCAGGGCUUUGGGGGAACAGACGGCGACUCUUGGCCGGGAACGGCCAUAUGUCACCCGUCGUGCCGGAGCAGCAGAGCACCCUCGUCUUGGAGGAGAUGGAGCAGGCCAUAAUUCAGAUGAAGGAUCGCAUUGAGAAACUGGAGAUUGAUACACCGCCUACAUCCCAGAACCACACGGGGGCACCACAGAAAGGUCAGGGGGGGCUCCCAGGAAACCGGGGCACCUGGAUCAAGGCACCAUCUCGACGACCGCAGGACAAGCUGGGGGGCAAGCUUGAGGCCAAGGUGCAGCAGCUGGAAGGGGAAAGGGUGAUGCUGAAUGGUGAUGCGAGGGGUCGCCAGCAGGAGGCGCCAGAGGAUGCUGACUCUCUAUGGCGCAGCAUCGAUCGCCUGGAGCAAAGUCUCUCCGGGUAUAACUUCCCAGAGAGCUACAAGCUGCUGUUCCCGGUGCGGACGGACUACAUGUAUGGUGUGGUGCGACACCCCAUCCCGGAGAUGUACGCCAUGACUGCCUGCCUGUGGCUCCGCCCCAAGGGCUCAGGCCUGGGGACACCCUUCUCCUACUCCAUCCCAGAGCAGCCCAACGAGCUGGUGCUGCUGCAGGGCGUGCACAACCCCGUGGAGAUCCUCAUUAACGACAAGGUGGCACAGCUGCCUCUAGUCCCGCAGCCAGGCAAGUGGCAGCACCUGUGUGUAACUUGGAGCUUGAGGGAUGGAGUGUGGCAGGCCUACCAAGGGGGUACACUGAAGGGGGAAGGAGAGGGUCUGGCUGCCUGGCACCCUAUCCGGCCUGGGGGUAUGCUUAUCUUGGGGCAGGAGCAGGAUGCAAUAGGCGGUCGCUUUGAUGCCUCCCAAGCCAUGGUGGGGGAGCUCUUUCAAUUUAACCUCUGGGACCGGGUGCUGUCAUCCUCGGAGGUGGCGGACCUGGCGACCUGCAGCUCAGCCCUACUGGGCAACGUGGUGCCGUGGACCAACCGCGGCAUCGAUGUGUUUGGGGGGGCCACCAAGGAGCCAGCGGAGCCGUGCACGGAGCAAAUCGGGGCCCAGUAGGGACGAUUUGUGAAUGACCUAUGAACGUGAGGAGCCGAUGCUGGCCAAGCAGCCGCAGAUUUUCUGUUCCAGCACGUUUUUACUCAUAGAAAGUGCUCGAGAGAAAAAAGUAACCGCAAGGCAUUUGGGGAAAUCC